Messenger RNA from Mangifera indica (mango), 2169 nucleotides. RefSeq names its product plastidic glucose transporter 4-like. Lineage: Eukaryota; Viridiplantae; Streptophyta; Magnoliopsida; Sapindales; Anacardiaceae. The record is from RefSeq and is a predicted model, not a curated record. Gene Ontology annotation, molecular function: carbohydrate:proton symporter activity. Gene Ontology annotation, cellular component: membrane. The coding region runs from base 223 to 1878 and encodes 551 amino acids. Gene Ontology annotation, biological process: transmembrane transport; carbohydrate transport. The transcript has 14 exons.
UCCAAAAAUACACACAAUAAAAGACGCCAACUUUGUUUUCGUUACACUCUCUCUUCACUCUCCCAACGGAACUUCCCAAGCUCUCCUCUCUUACUUUCAAAUACACAACCGUCUCUCAUUUCUGAUCGCGCUUUCUUUGGUUUUAGUCUGAAUCAGAGACCAAACGGUGGCGUAUUUUCUACUAUUAUUUUCUUUUUUGGUUAAUGCUUACUAUUGACGGCAAUGCAAGCGUCCACGUACGCAGGCAAACCGAGUGUCGCUUUUGAGGCUUUUAACCGGAGGAGAGUUUCUGAUUGUUUUGGUGACUUUAAGGGGAGAAGAAACUUAGCCCUGAAUGAUAGUAGUAUUUGCAUGAGAAGUAGGACCUCUUGCUGUGGAUUGCGUCUCGACGCUGCUACUAUGGGAGCUGAGCUCACGCGUGCGAGAUUUGCUGUCGAAAGUCUGUUCAGGUCAACGACGAAGUCACGACGAUCAGUUAGAACACAAGCCACUGAUGGAGACAUUGAAGAUGUUACUCCUAACAAGCUUCAGGAGAAAUCUUCUGGAGUGGUCUUGCCUUUUGUUGGGGUUGCUUGUCUGGGAGCUAUUUUAUUUGGUUACCAUCUGGGGGUUGUAAAUGGUGCUCUUGAAUACCUUGCCAAGGAUCUUGGGAUUGCUGAGAACACUGUCUUACAAGGAUGGAUUGUCAGCACACUACUUGCUGGUGCCACUGUUGGCUCUUUCACUGGAGGAGCAUUGGCUGACAAGUUUGGCAGAACAAGGACUUUUCAAUUAGAUGCAAUCCCUCUUGUGGUUGGAGCAUUUCUAUGUGCUACAGCCCAGAGUGUGCAGACUAUGAUAAUUGGUCGCUUGCUUGCUGGCGUUGGGAUAGGCAUCUCGUCAGCCAUUGUACCACUUUACAUAUCUGAGAUCUCACCUACUGAAAUUCGUGGUGCCCUUGGAUCAGUAAACCAACUUUUUAUAUGUAUUGGGAUUCUUGUAGCAUUGGUGGCUGGAUUACCUUUAGCUGGAAACCCAAUAUGGUGGAGGACAAUGUUUGGCAUUGCAGCUGUACCAUCUAUUUUAUUGGCACUAGGAAUGGGAUUUUCUCCUGAAAGUCCCCGGUGGCUUUUUCAGCAAGGAAAAAUUUCUGAUGCUGAAAAAGCUAUAAAGACGCUAUAUGGGAAAGAAAGGGUUGGUGAAGUUAUGCGUGAUCUAACAACAGCAGGUCAAGGUUCUGCAGAGCCAGAGGCAGGAUGGUUUGAUUUAUUUAGCAGCCGCUACUGGAAAGUUGUGAGUGUUGGUGCAUCACUUUUCUUGUUCCAACAAUUGGCUGGGAUUAAUGCUGUGGUAUAUUAUUCUACUUCCGUGUUCCGUAGUGCUGGAAUUGCAUCUGAUGUUGCAGCUAGUGCUCUUGUUGGGGCAGCAAAUGUCUUUGGAACUGCUAUUGCAUCCUCUUUGAUGGACAGACAGGGAAGGAAAAGCCUUCUGUUGACCAGCUUUAGUGGAAUGGCCGCUUCAAUGUUGCUGCUUUCCUUGUCUUUCUCAUGGAAAGUCCUGGCACCGUAUUCUGGCAUUCUUGCUGUUGUUGGGACUGUCCUCUAUGUCUUGUCCUUUUCACUUGGUGCUGGUCCUGUGCCUGCUCUUCUCCUGCCAGAGAUCUUUGCCUCAAGAAUCAGAGCUAAAGCAGUUGCUUUGUCAAUGGGCAUGCACUGGAUCUCCAACUUCGUCAUUGGCCUGUAUUUCUUAAGUGUUGUGAACAAGUUCGGUAUCAGCUCUGUCUACUUAGGUUUUUCAACAGUCUGUCUUCUCGCUGUCAUGUACAUAGCUGGCAAUGUUGUAGAAACAAAGGGACGAUCUUUGGAGGAGAUAGAGCUUGCUCUUAAUCCAGCAAUUUGAUUCUGAUCAUCCUAGAUGUUGCACAUGGUAAUAAUCUUGCGGCGGCUCCAUGAUACUGAGUCCUGAUCCUAGGAUUAGUAGUGUUUUUCAUCUGUAGAGUUUUCCUGUAUUCUGUUCGGACUUGGUAUGGCCGACUUGCUUGUUGAGCAUCAUUUUGCUUGGUUCUGCGUUAUGGUCAAAUGUAACUGCGUUCAGUUAUGUGAUGUUUCUGUAUGAAAUUCUAGACAUGAAGCACUACUGAAAGGUCACUGGAGCUGAGUGAUAUAUUAUACAACUGAGAUAUUUGUUGCU